AUGUUCGACCAGGCUCUUCAUCUUUGUUCCGGAAUGAAUUGGGUCAAUUUGGGCAUGGUUGUCCCUAAUAGGAAUCUCGGUCCGGUGGCAACAUGGUCUUCUAACUCGGAGUACGUCCCAGGAGAGUCGAGGCUCUGCAAUCCGACCACAAUCUAUUUUUGUCUCGUGUGUGUAGUCCCCUUGGUCUUCAUAAUCUUCUCUGGAGGUCACUCCAGUCAUUCGGUCUAUGAGGAGACUUUACUGAUCUCGAAGGGAAAUAGGAAGCCUUUGGCCGUACAGGAACUGCGAAACGGAAACAAAACGGAACAGAAAGGAAGCGAACACGAAAUACAGAUACAAGCACAAGCACACAGGAAAAGAAUCGCCAGGAGAAGGAUGGGGAAAGAGCUAGUGCGGGAGCGAGAGCGAGAAAGUGGAGCGCAAAGAUCAACGUGCGUGCGUGCCGAGUUGAAGGAGGAAAGGACAACCGUCAACUCAAUUGUGCAAACACCCAACUUAGUGGGCCAUGGACUGGUUGUUGUAUCGAUGAAGGAGCUUAUUUUCGAGGACGCUGGCGAGAUGCCGAUUUAUGUCUCGGGUGACAGCUGCUUGUCCAGCUCUGCGUUGAGGUGGAAGACUUGA
Molecule: messenger RNA, 621 nt
Organism: Fomitiporia mediterranea MF3/22
Lineage: Eukaryota; Fungi; Basidiomycota; Agaricomycetes; Hymenochaetales; Hymenochaetaceae
Exons: 2
Coding region: 1-621 (206 amino acids)
Source: RefSeq, a predicted model, not a curated record